AUGACUGACUCAAAGAAACCGGUUCCCGAUACGCACGAUGGCUUUCCUCCUGCCUCACCAGUCAACACGGGCGAGAUGGCUCAUGGAGUUGAUAUGGAGCAUUACAGAGCCACCGUUCCGCUGUGGAAGCGGGUAUGGCAGCACAGUUUGACGCAGAUGAUUCUCCUCAGCAUUCAGUCAUUUUGUGGUCCAGCCAUGUCCGACGCGAUCACAGGCCUCGGAGGAGGUGGUCUUGCAACGCCUCUUGUAUCGAACAUUUCCACCGCAAUCAGAUACGCUAUGCUUGCUAUCAUCUGCUUUAUGGGCGGUCCCAUCGUGAACAAGAUCGGUGUGAAGUGGGCGUUGAUCAUCGGGUCCAUGUCUUUCCCUAUUCAAGGGUCCGCAUAUUACUGCAACAGCAAGUUCGGGAACCAAUGGUACCUCAUCCUGAGCGGUGCCAUCAGUGGUAUUGGAACUGGUUGCUGGUAUGUCGCUGAGGCUGGAGCCAUCAUGACGCUUGCACCUACGGGUGCUCGUGGGAAGUACCUCGCUCUGUGGAUUGUGGCACGGAACCUCGGGCAGUUGGUUGGGGGUGCAAUCAAUCUGGCAAAGAACCAUGAGAAAGGAGUGUCUGGUGGCGUUACACCCGACACUUAUGUUGCCUUUGUCAUUAUCGAAUGCAUUGCACUGCCAUUUGCGUUCUUGAUCACUCCUUUUGAGCACGUCGUGCGGUCUGACGGCACAAGAAUUGUGACAUCCGAGACUCUUUCCACUAAGAUGGAGAUCAAGCGCAUUGCGAAGACCAUAACUUCGAAGCUUAUUGUCCUUUCUGGUCUUUGGGCCUUGUGGUCAUUCUUCUACAGCGGUACCUGGUCUACCUAUUUGGGAGUCUACUUCUCUGUCCGCGCCCGCGCACUCUCCUCUCUCAUCUCCCCGUUCUUUUGCAUCAUCGGCUGCUUUGGUUUGGGCUUUAUUCUUGACACAAAGUACCUCGGCCAGCGGCGCCGUGCGCAAGUUGGCCUCUACACCGUCGUCAUUCUUAACGUCGGUGUCUACAUCUGGUCCAUCAUUAUGCAGGUCAAGUUUAACCGCCAUGACCCUGGGAAAAUCGACUGGGACGAAGGACUGUUCCCUUCGGCCUUCCUGCCAUAUUUCUUCGUGCAGACAACGGGCCCACUGUCGCAGUCGUACAUGUAUUGGCUAUUGUCGUCUUUUGCGACAGAUGCUCAGGAAAAUGUUCGGAAUGGUGCUGCAUUCAGAUGUAUCGAGGCGAUCGGCCAAGCCGUUGCGUACGGCAUGAACACCCAGUCACAGAGCAACCCUCUUAUCGGAUUCUGUGUGACAUUUGGCCUUCUUGGAGCUUCUUUACUACCCAUGAUUUUGCUUGUGAACUCAACCCCAGAUCGUAUUCCUGCCGAUGUUAUUGCUGAACAGCAGGAUGCUAGUCGUCUAAAGAAAUUGAGAAAAUACACAUAUAUAUAUAUAUAUGUAUUGGCUCAAGAUUCACUUUCCAUCUAA
This is a messenger RNA of Aspergillus terreus NIH2624, 1497 nucleotides long. RefSeq lists its product as uncharacterized. The transcript has 11 exons. NCBI's taxonomy places the organism in Eukaryota, Fungi, Ascomycota, Eurotiomycetes, Eurotiales, Aspergillaceae. The record is from RefSeq and is a predicted model, not a curated record. Bases 1 to 1497 code for a protein of 498 amino acids.